AUGUUUGAGGAGAUCAUUGCCGACUCACGGCGAACAAGCGCGCUCGAAAGAAAAGCCAAACGAAAACAGCGCGAGGAAGAAGACGAAGAAGAAGAAGAAGAAGAAGAAGAAUCCGACUCAGCAUCGACACCGGAAACGGGCUCAUACUCGCCCACCACUAGCACCACCGACUCAGAACCUAGCAGCCCCCCCUCGCAGCCCCCUCAGCUCAUUAUCGUCAAUGGCAAACUCAUCGCCCCCCAGUCUCAACAAACUCACACUCCUGCCCACAAGGAAGCCCGUCAGAAACGGAAAUAUCUCUGCCAUUGGGCGGGAUGUCAGAAGAGCUACACCAAACCAGUCAGAUUGGAAGAGCACUUGAGGAGCCACACCAAUGAGCGGCCUUUCAGUUGUCCGACAUGCCCCGCAGCUUAUCGCAGGGAAACGCAUCUGACGGCGCACAUGCGAAUGCAUCUCCCGGAGUCCUCUCGCCCGCUACUAUGUGGCUGGCAGGAAGGCACGAUCCCAUCAACGUCCGCCUCUGCGGCCACACAGGAAGGUUGUCCGCGCCGAUUCUGGACCCAACAGCAGCUCAAGAUCCACCGCGAGAACGUGCACGAAGGCAAGAAGGGGCAGGCCAAGCUGCAAUGCGACCAGUGUCCGAAGGAGUUCCUCAAGCACAACGCCCUGCGCGCCCAUCUCGUCGAGGCCCAUUGCCCCCCGGGCACCAAGUCUUACAUGUGCCCGCAUCCCAACUGCGGCUUCUCCUUUGCCAACCCCUCCCGAUUGCGCAAACACGAACGCACCCACGACCCCUUCAGAUACACCUGUGCCCAUCAGGACUGUCUCGAUAACCCCCGCGUCUCCAUCCAAGAGCGCUCCUUCUCGAGCUGGACCGACCUCCAGCGCCAUACCCGAGACUGCCAUCCAUUCAAAUGCACCGAGCCGGACUGCAGCAGGAGCAAGAAGCCGUUCAAGUCUCUCCGAUCGCUCAAACAGCAUCUGCUGCUCUGCCAUCCUGCCCCUCAGCAGCACCAAGCGGGAGAGCCAGACGGGCCCAUAGAGCCAGGGGUGUUCGCAACACGCAAUACGGGAGCGUUCGUCUGCACCCAGUAUCCGCCCUGCGAGCGGGCGUACAAAUCCGCUCGCGCCCUCCAGCGCCACGUCAACCUCAUCCAUCUCAUCGACCGCCACACCUCCUGUCCGGUCGCCGACUGUUCCUUCAGCUCUGCAUUUCCCUCGGGCUUAGCCAAACACAUCAAGUCCAAACACCCGCCCGACGAUCAGCCCGCCGCCCCGCCGCCCAAGAAACGCACGAAGCCCACCCGAGUCCAGAAGCUCUCGCAGAUCGACGUGCUCACCGGGAUCGGAUACUCGCAUCCCAUCCUCCCCUUCUCCUCCUCCACCACUGACCCCCCGCAGACCCAGCCCGCCUUCCGCAAAUUCGCCUGUCCUUUCCUCACCCUCUCUCUUGCCCAACCGGACCCCCGUUUCCAUGCCGCUGAGCACAACGGCUCUGCUGCGGGGCCCGAAGAGGGCCAGGAAGAGCAGCCCGGCUCAGCCCCACAAGCCUCGACUAGUCCGACCGACAAACGCGCGCAUCUCAGCACGGAUCCGGAGAUGGGGCGCGAGGAAGACACCGAAAAGUGCCUGUUCAGGUUCAACCGCUUGUACGAUAUCCAGCGACAUCUCAAGUCCCACCAUUCAAUGCCCGUCGACCGCGAGACGUUGAAAGACUUCUAUGGCGUCGCCUAA
Messenger RNA from Puccinia triticina, 1734 nucleotides. RefSeq lists its product as uncharacterized. Gene Ontology annotation, biological process: regulation of transcription by RNA polymerase II. Gene Ontology annotation, cellular component: nucleus. The record is from RefSeq and is a predicted model, not a curated record. The transcript is spliced from 2 exons. Bases 1 to 1734 code for a protein of 577 amino acids. Lineage: Eukaryota; Fungi; Basidiomycota; Pucciniomycetes; Pucciniales; Pucciniaceae.